This is a messenger RNA of Varanus komodoensis (Komodo dragon), 2795 nucleotides long. It is a transcript of the gene MAN1A2, whose product is annotated as mannosidase alpha class 1A member 2. NCBI's taxonomy places the organism in Eukaryota, Metazoa, Chordata, Lepidosauria, Squamata, Varanidae. Gene Ontology annotation, molecular function: calcium ion binding; mannosyl-oligosaccharide 1,2-alpha-mannosidase activity. The transcript is spliced from 13 exons. The coding region runs from base 249 to 2183 and encodes 644 amino acids. Gene Ontology annotation, biological process: N-glycan processing; carbohydrate metabolic process. Gene Ontology annotation, cellular component: Golgi membrane; endoplasmic reticulum; extracellular exosome. The record is from RefSeq and is a predicted model, not a curated record.
GGCCAGGUGUCCCCGCUGCCGCCUCUGCCCCCGGAUGAGCGCGGCCGGCGCGGAUCCCCCUCAGGCCGCCGGCGUCAGGGGCGGCCCACCCGGGAGGAAGCCCCUCUGAUGCCGGCUCCCCCACGCGGAGCGAGCCGGCCCUCGUGAAGCCCCUGCAGGGGCCGGAGCGCCUCCCCGGCGCAGUCCGCGAGAGCCCCCUCGGCGGCGGCGGCGGCGGCUUCUUCCCCGCGCUGCCGCUCGCGAGCGCGAUGACCACGCCGGCUCUGCUGCCUGUCUCCGGGCGCCGGAUCCCGCCUCGCAGCGUGGGCCCGUCGUCGUCCUUCCCUCACCACAGGGCUACCCUGAGACUCUCCGAGAAAUUCAUCCUGCUGCUCAUUCUCAGUGCCUUCAUCACGUUGUGCUUCGGGGCUUUCUUCUUCCUGCCGGACUCUUCGAAGCACAAGCGCUUCGACCUGGGCUUGGAGGAUGUCUUGAUUCCCCACGUGGACACCGGCGACGGAGGGAAAAACGUGGGCGGAUACUUGAUCCAUGGGCAAGGCCGAGACCAGCAUAGGCACAGAGAAGAAGAAGAGCUCUUGAGAAAUAAAAUUCGUGCAGACCAUGAAAAAGCUCUAGAAGAAGCAAAAGAGAAACUGAAGAAGUCACGGGAUGAGAUCCAAGCAGAAAUUCAGACUGAGAAGAACAAGAUAAUCAAGGGCUUGAAGAACAAAAGCAGCAAACCUCUGCCACCGGUCCCAGUGCCAAAUCUUGUGGGGAUAAACAGUGGAGAUCCAGUGGAUCCAAACAUCCGAGAAAAGAGAGACAAAAUUAAAGAGAUGAUGAAACAUGCUUGGGAUAAUUACAAGCAGUAUGGAUGGGGACAUAAUGAACUGAAACCCAUUGCCAGGAAAGGACAUUCCACCAACAUAUUUGGAAAUUCACAGCUAGGUGCUACCAUAGUAGACGCACUGGAUACUCUUUAUAUUAUGGGCCUUCAUGAUGAAUUCAGAGAAGGCCAGGAAUGGAUUGACAAUCACCUUGAUUUCAGUGUGAAUUCAGAGGUAUCUGUCUUUGAAGUCAACAUCCGUUUCAUCGGUGGUUUGCUUGCAGCCUAUUACCUGUCAGGACAGGAGGUAUUCAAGACAAAAGCAGUGCAACUUGCAGGAAAACUUCUUCCUGCCUUCAACACACCCACAGGGAUUCCAUGGGCAAUGGUGAAUUUGAAAAGUGGUGUUGGUCGCAAUUGGGGAUGGGCUUCAGCUGGCAGCAGUAUCCUAUCAGAAUUUGGUACGCUUCACAUGGAAUUUGUUCACCUGAGUUACCUAACUGGCAAUCCAAUCUACUAUGAAAAGGUUAUGCAUAUUCGUAAACUACUUCAAAAAAUGGACCGUCCCAAUGGGCUUUAUCCUAACUACUUGAAUCCAAGAACUGGACGCUGGGGGCAACAUCACACAUCCAUGGGUGGUUUGGGAGACAGUUUCUAUGAGUACUUGCUGAAAGCUUGGUUGAUGUCCGAUAAGAUGGACGUGGAGGCAAGGAAAAUGUAUGAUGAUGCUAUUGAGGCCAUAGAGGAACAUCUUAUCAGAAAGUCCAAUGGAGGCCUAACUUUUAUUGGGGAGUGGAAGAAUGGCCAUCUUGAGAGAAAGAUGGGCCAUCUCACAUGCUUUGCUGGGGGAAUGUUUGCCCUUGGAGCAGAUGGCUCAAGAGAUGAUAAGGCUGGGCACUACCUUCAGCUUGGAGCAGAGAUUGCGCAUACAUGUCACGAAUCAUAUGACAGGACAACAUUAAAACUGGGACCUGAAGCUUUUAAAUUUGAUGGUGGUGUGGAGGCAGUAGCAGUACGACAAAAUGAAAAAUACUACAUUUUAAGACCAGAAGUGAUAGAAACAUAUUGGUAUAUGUGGCGGUUCACGCAUGAUCCAAAAUACAGGCAGUGGGGCUGGGAGGCAGCACAGGCCAUUGACAAGUACUGCCGAGUGAGUGGAGGAUUUUCUGGUGUGAAAGAUGUCUACUCUUCAGCUCCUACAUAUGAUGAUGUACAACAAAGUUUCUUUCUUGCUGAAACACUAAAGUAUUUGUAUUUGCUGUUCUCCAAUGAUGAUCUUCUACCUUUGGAUCACUGGGUUUUUAACACAGAAGCUCAUCCCCUGCCUGUUUUACAUUUAGUCAACACAACACUUUCAGGAAACCAUGCAUAUCGAUAGAAACUAUUCCAGGACAAGGACAAAAAACUUUUAUUUUAGCUGUGUUUUGUUUACAUGGACCACUUCAGACUUAAGGCUUGAGAGAAAACUGGUAUAUGUUUAAUUAAUCAAGAACAUUGAAACAAGAGAGAGGAUCAAAACUGCACUCUUAAGCAUGUAGAUAAAUUUUAAAAUUCCAUUUUAUACAUGACCAAAACAACCUAGUGCAGUGUGUGUCAGAAAGAGACCAUACACAUUUGCAACUGAGAAGGCAGAGAGCAUGGUGUUUGAGGAUCCAAAGGCCAAGGGAACAUGCUUCCUGCCCAAUGACAGGAGUGAGCUACAACUGGUACUCUUGAUCUUUGUAGUGAUCUGUCUCCUGCCCAAAUGACGUGGAUUACUGAUAUUUUGUCGUUUGCUUUUUCUUUUGGUGAUGGCAUGAGCAACACAGUGACAGGCAACAAAAGUGCACUAAUAGCACCCAGAUUUGAAGCUACUCAACUUGUUUUGAAUUUUCUACUCUUCAUCGGUCUAUCCGGACUGGCAGCCAUUCCCAGUGCCUCUGAGACCCUUGCCUCCUUAAUAAUAAUAAUAAAAAUAAAAUGAUAUUAAUAAAAUAAUAAUUAUCAGUCA